This is a messenger RNA of Helobdella robusta, 414 nucleotides long. RefSeq lists its product as hypothetical. The record is from RefSeq and is a predicted model, not a curated record. Gene Ontology annotation, molecular function: structural constituent of ribosome. The transcript has 4 exons. NCBI's taxonomy places the organism in Eukaryota, Metazoa, Annelida, Clitellata, Rhynchobdellida, Glossiphoniidae. Gene Ontology annotation, cellular component: ribosome; cytosolic large ribosomal subunit. Bases 1 to 414 code for a protein of 137 amino acids. Gene Ontology annotation, biological process: translation.
AUGUCGUCUGACUUGCAAUGGAUGAUCGUGAGGAACUCCAGCUCGUUCCUGAUGAAAAGGAGACAUGCUCCGACAUUUUCAAAGGAACGCAACAAUUUAAAAGGCCUCAACUCUUACAGAUUCAAUGGUCUCAUUAGGAAGAAGACCAUCGGAGUCGAACCACUGCCCGAUGGUAAAGGUGUGGCCAUUAUCACCAAGAAUGCUUCAGCCCACAGAAAACUUCCACGACAGUACACAAAGGUUGAGUUGAAGAGGGGGGCCAGGAGAACUCUCAAAUCCAUCAAGAGCAUCGUGAGGAAUGGCAAGUACAGAAAGGACUUGAAAUCUGCUGCCCUCAGAAGAGCAAGUGCUAUCUUGAAGAGUCAGAAACCAGUGGUCCCCAAGAAGAUAAGAGGGGAGAAGAAGAAAGAAUAA